This is a messenger RNA of Tribolium madens (black flour beetle), 1314 nucleotides long. RefSeq names its product gustatory and odorant receptor 22-like. The transcript is spliced from 4 exons. The coding region runs from base 1 to 1314 and encodes 437 amino acids. Gene Ontology annotation, biological process: sensory perception of taste. Lineage: Eukaryota; Metazoa; Arthropoda; Insecta; Coleoptera; Tenebrionidae. Gene Ontology annotation, cellular component: neuronal cell body; membrane; dendrite. The record is from RefSeq and is a predicted model, not a curated record.
AUGAGAAAUGACCAUGGGUCCAACACCCAUCUGCGUCCAGACGAUGCAAUUCGUAGAGGAAAAAUCGUGCAAGUGGCCAGUUCGUCGUCGACUGCAAAUCCAAACGAAGGACCAGACCCGGAGUUAUUAGACCGCUAUGACAAUUUUUACGAAACAACGAAGAGUCUCUUGGUACUAUUCCAGAUUAUGGGUGUUAUGCCCAUCGAGCGGUCGGGGAAAGGCAAAACGACUUUCAGAUGGUUAUCGUCAACCUCGAUUUAUGCCUACUGCAUCUUCGCCGCUGAAACGAUUUUCGUCACUAUGGUCUUCAAGGAGAGAUUAUACCUAAUCCUCCGCCCGGGCAAGAGAUUCGAUGAAUACAUUUACGGCAUAAUUUUUUUGAGUAUUUUAAUCCCGCAUUUUCUAUUACCAGUCGCGGCUUGGACUAACGGCACGGAAGUCGCAAAAUUUAAAAAUAUGUGGACUAGGUUUCAGCUCAAGUACUAUCAAGUGACCGGAACGCCCAUCAUCUUCCACAACCUCUCCCUCAUCACCUACUCCCUCUGUGUGAUCUCCUGGGCCGUGGGCAUCGUCAUCAUGCUAGCCCAGUACUACCUCCAAGCCGACAUGCUCCUCUGGCACACUUUCGGCUAUUACCACAUCCUCGCUAUGCUCAACUGUCUCUGUUCCCUCUGGUUCAUCAACUGCACGGCCAAAGGCCGCGUCGCCGUCUGGAUGUGCAACAACCUCAACAAAGCUCUUGAAUCGCGUAAUCCUGCCAAAAUCCUAGGAGCCUAUCGAGAUCUCUGGGUCGACCUCUCCCACAUGAUGCAACAGUUGGGGAAGGCAUACAGUGGCAUGUACUCCAUGUACUGUCUCUUGAUUUUGUUGACGACCAUUGUGGCCAGUUAUGGUUCCGUGACGGAAAUCCUGGACCAGGGAAUUUCCUUCAAGGAAGCUGGCUUGUUCAUGAUUGCGUUUUAUUGCAUGACAUUGCUUUAUAUCAUAUGCAAUGAGGGACAUCAUGCCACUAGGAAGAUGGGGCCGGAGUUCAGGGAAAGGUUGUUAAAUGUUAAUUUGAGUGCGGUGGAUCAAAAGACAAGAGAGGAGGUGCAUAUGUUUCUGACGGCAAUUGACAAGAAUCCGCCCGUUAUGAAUUUGAAUGGAUACGCGAAUGUCAACAGAAAACUGAUUUCUUCGACAGUCACUUCGAUCGCGACUUAUCUGGUUAUGUUAAUGCAAUUCCGGUUGACUUUGAUGCGGAAUGCUCAGCUCGCUGCAAGAAGAGCAAUUGCUAACGUCUCUGUAUCCUCGGGGAAUACAACCAUGUCCUAA